This is a messenger RNA of Hyphopichia burtonii NRRL Y-1933, 1635 nucleotides long. RefSeq names its product Ngt1p (gene NGT1). The record is from RefSeq and is a predicted model, not a curated record. The transcript has a single exon. NCBI's taxonomy places the organism in Eukaryota, Fungi, Ascomycota, Pichiomycetes, Serinales, Debaryomycetaceae. Bases 15 to 1568 code for a protein of 517 amino acids.
GUCUUCAUUCCAUAAUGUCUAUUGAAAAAUCCAAUACUGCAGUCGAGGUUGACUCGAGCAAUCAUAGUUUUAAUACUCCCAAUCACGAAGUGGUCGAUGAAGAAGAACAUCUUGAGUUGAAACAUCAUACCAGAGAAGAAAUCGCUGCUUCAGGGAAAUGGUAUGAUCAAAGCUACUUUGGCGGGCGCAUACCCAGUUAUUCCAAUGCCAUGGUUCAAAUAUUCAUGAUGUCUUUUGUCUUAUUCAUGACUCCAGGUAUGUUUAAUGCAAUUAGUGGGAUUGGUUCUGCUGGGAUUUCGGAUGUGUCCGUUGCUGAUAAUGCUAAUGUAGCAUUAUAUUCCACCUUUGCCACUAUUGGGGUUAUUGGGGGAGUCAUUUGUAAUAUCAUUGGUUCGAAAUGGUGUCUUACCAUUGGUGGGACCGGUUAUUUUAUGUACACUGCUAGUUUAUUAUGUUUCCAUUAUACUGAAAAUGCUGGAUUUUGUAUUUUUGCCGGGGCUUUUCUUGGGGUUUGUGCUUCUUUAACUUGGGCUGCUCAAGGUCAAAUUAUUAUGAGUUAUACCACUGAAGAUCGUAAAGGUCAUGCCAUCAUGAUUUUUUGGAUCAUUUUCAACAUGGGUGCAGUUAUCGGUUCAUUAAUUCCUUUGGGUCAAAAUCUUCGAAGUAAUGAAUCAAAAGUAAAUGCUGGUACAUUUGCUGCGUUUUUGGUUUUAAUUGGUAUUGGGGUCUUUUUAGCCACUUUCAUGCUUCCAAUUGAUAAAGUUUACAAAUCGGAUGGUACUAAAGUUACCAAAAAAAAUUACCCAAGUAUCAGUGAUGAAAUCAAAGGUUGGCUUCAUGUCUUGAAGAAUGAACCAAAAAUAUAUCUUCUUUUCCCCAUGUUUGCUGCCUCUAAUUGGUUCACCACUUAUCAAUUUAAUGAUUUUAAUGCUGCUAAAUUCACCAUCAGAACUAGAUCUUUGAAUUCGUUACUUUAUUGGCUUUUCCAAAUGAUCGGGGCUCUUUUCAUCGGUAACAUUCUUGAUUGGACUUAUUUCCGUAGAAGUGUUAGAGCAAGAAUCGGUUGGGUUCUUGUUUUCAUCCUCGGUAUGGCCAUUUGGGGUGGUGGAUUGAAAUUUCAACAAGGUUACACUAGAGAAUCAGUCGUUGACAUGACUCCUAUUGAUUUUAAAGAUAGCGGGUAUGGGGGACCAGUGGUUCUUUAUAUGUGUUACGGUUUUUACGACGCUAUUUUCCAAAACUUUAUCUUCUGGGUCUUAGGGGCUUUAUCUAAUAAUCCAAAGAAAGUUGCCUUAUAUGCUUCUUUUUAUAAAGGUAUCCAAUCAGCUUUUGCAGCCAUCGUUUGGAGGUUGGACGCUAUGGAAAAAAGCUACAUGUCUUUGUUCGCUAGUUCCUGGGGGUUUGUCCAAGGUUCUCUUGUGAUUGCAGCUCCUCUUAUCUUACUCUGGAUCACUGAUCAUACUGAUAUAAAAGAAGACGGUAUCGUUGAUAUCGUUGAUCAAGGUGAAUUGGAAGUAGUUAAUUCAACCACCCAAGCUCCUGAAAUUAAGGAUGAAAAAAUCGUUUAACCCUUAUUUCUCCCACUGAUAUCAUCCCUCUCUCUACUUUCCUUCACUUCUUGUAUUUCAUUUUGAG